CCAGGAAAUGUGGCUAGACGGCACUUUGAGGACACCGAUGCUGGAGCCGUGUACGUACCUCUGUCUGUCGCAACAGCAAGACCUCAACCUCGAUUGCACAACGCGACCACGGAGAGCGAUUGAUUGAAAGGCGCAGCAUACACGUUUGAUAGCAAUAUCCAGUUCUGGCCUACAAUUUUUCUUAACCCAUCAACACCCCUCCUGCAGCAGCAACAGCUCUCCCAAGCUAGCUAGAGCUGCAAAGCUCCCCCACCAUCGGCAUGGCAGCGAAGGGCCACUCACUGCGCGAUCGCCAGAUCUGUACGUCGCAUAACCUGUUGCGCCCAUGUUCUAUAGAGAACUUUGGAGCUAAUGAGAACUGAAGCCGCCUUAAAGAAGCUCCUCAGCCUGAACGACUCCUACUCGGAUAACGACACCGAGAACACUCAAAACAACGGCGGCGCACUUGGACCGACGGGCGCAAUCAUCACCUCAGAUGGCGACCCCCUGUGGAAGGUCCUGGUCUUCGAUGACCUUGGCCGCGAUGUCAUCAGCAGUGUGCUCCGUGUCAGCGAUCUGCGAGGGCUGGGAAUCACGAUGCACAUGCACAUUGGAGCAUCAAGACAUGCUAUCCCCGACGUACCUGUCAUCUACCUCCUCGAACCUACGGCGCAGAACCUCCAACACAUCACUAGCGAUCUCCAAAUGGGCCUAUACACUCCCGCAUACCUGAACUUCUUGUCCUCCAUUCCUCGACCGCUGCUUGAAGACUUUGCGGAGCAAACGAUAACCGCCGGCACAUCGGACAACAUUGCCAGACUCAUGGAUCAGUAUCUAAACUUCAUCGUUGCCGAACCAGAUCUUUUCAACCUGGGUAUGCAGCGAGACCACACGUACUGGGCUCUAAACAGCGCAACGACGAACGACGAGGAGCUGGACAGGGUGGUAGACAGGAUUGUCAGUGGCCUCUUCAGCGUCAUCGUCACCAUGGGUGUCAUUCCCAUUAUCCGGUGCCCCAAGGGCGCUGCCGCGGAAAUGAUCUCUGCCAAGCUUGACCGAAAGCUUCGCGACCACAUUCUCAAUUCCAAAGAAAACCUCUUCUCUUCGAGCGCCCGUCCGGCGUCGGCAGGAACGCCACAGUCACGACCUGUCCUUAUCAUUCUCGACCGAAACGUCGAUUUAAUACCCAUGCUUUCCCAUUCUUGGACCUACCAGUCACUGGUCCACGAUGUUUUGAAUAUGAAAUUGAACCGAAUCACGAUAGAGACGCCCAUAGACGAGAACAACCCUGCCAAGGGAAACACCAAGAAGGCUUACGACUUGACGGCGAGCGAUUUCUUUUGGACCAAGAACGCGGCUGUACCGUUCCCUCAAGUAGCCGAGGAUAUCGACGCCGAAUUGACGAGAUACAAGGAGGACGCGGCGGCCGUCACCAAGAAGACAGGAGUGACAGACUUGGAAGACCUACAGAAUGAUACCAGCGCCAGCGCACAACACCUGAAGGCGGCCAUUACCCUUCUGCCUGAACUUCGCGAGCGCAAGGCUGUGCUCGACAUGCACAUGAACAUCUUGGCAGCGCUUCUGACCGGCAUCAAGAACAGGCAACUCGACAACUUCUUCCAAGUCGAGGAGGGCGCCGCGAAGCAGACCAAGGCUCAAAUACUGGAGCUCAUCAAGGACAGUGCAAAGGGCGACGAGCCGGUUGACAAGCUCAGAUUAUUCGUCAUCUGGUACCUUAGCACCGAACAAGACGUCAGCAGGGCAGAGUGGGAAGGCUUCGAGAAAGCCCUGACAGAGUGCGGCGCAGACACAACCUCUCUGCCGUACAUCCGACAAGUCCGCGCCACCACCAAGAUGACCCAGCUCACCACAAUCUCCAACCCGACGACAAACCAGGCCGGCUCAUCAGACAUCUUUGGCCGCUUCUCUUCCAUUUCCAACCGCCUCACCGACCGUCUGAAGGAAAGCGGCGUCCCUACUGGCCUGUCCUCAAACUUUGAGUCCCUCAUUGGCGGCAUCAAGAACUUCCUCCCCGCCAACCGCGACCUAACAAUCACAAAGAUUGUCGAGUCCAUCAUGGACCCCUCCACAGCCGCCAGCUCCGCCAUCGCAAAGACGGAAAACUACCUCUACUUCGAUCCCCGCUCCGCCAACGCCCGCGGCACUAUGCCCCCACCCAGCGCCAUCCGCGCCGGCGCCGGCGGGUCUUCGGCACCAGGUGGUCUCCCCGGCCAAGCCGCAGCCGGCACGGGCGCCAGCUUCGGCCAGCGUCGCCAGGGCUUCUCCGAGGCCGUGGUCUUCACCGUCGGCGGCGGCAGCAUGGACGAGUACGGAAACUUGCAGGAGUGGGUCGAGCGGACGGGCGGCGACCGCGCGAGGAGGAGGGUGGUGUACGGCAGCACGGAGAUUCUCAACGCCGACGAGUUUAUCAAGCAGGAGCUCGAGAGGCUUGGCAAGGAGGUGGCCUCGUAGAGCGGCGGCGGUCAUUAUCACGGGAUUUGAAAGUCACUUCAUUGAAAGAGUCUGUUCCCUCCCAUCGUCUCUCAAUUCUCCGCCGCGCUGCGGCUGUACAAGUGUGAGAAGGUUUUCAAAAAAGCAGUAAAUACGAUUCCCAAAUUGGUUCAAUUAUACACUUUUGACUGGUGACUUCUUUUGCUGUAUAGAAGCCAUCCGUCCCCAUCUGCCUGAGAUCCAUGAAAUAAAUGAAAGCUUUACAUGUUUGAACUUUGAGGGACAAGUAGUCGAGAAAUAUCCGUACCUAGACAGAAAGAAUAACAUGUUUUACUCAGACUUCUCAAGAUCUAUUGUCUAUUCAAGCAUACAUGCAUGCAAUCACA
Molecule: messenger RNA, 2816 nt
Organism: Colletotrichum acutatum
Lineage: Eukaryota; Fungi; Ascomycota; Sordariomycetes; Glomerellales; Glomerellaceae
Product: Sec1 family protein
Exons: 3
Coding region: 352-2451 (699 amino acids)
Biological process (GO): intracellular protein transport; endoplasmic reticulum to Golgi vesicle-mediated transport
Cellular component (GO): Golgi membrane; cytosol
Molecular function (GO): syntaxin binding
Source: RefSeq, a predicted model, not a curated record